Syngnathoides biaculeatus (alligator pipefish) is the source of this 1174-nucleotide messenger RNA. RefSeq names its product galactose-specific lectin nattectin-like. The record is from RefSeq and is a predicted model, not a curated record. Bases 497 to 982 code for a protein of 161 amino acids. The transcript is spliced from 7 exons. NCBI's taxonomy places the organism in Eukaryota, Metazoa, Chordata, Actinopteri, Syngnathiformes, Syngnathidae. Gene Ontology annotation, molecular function: signaling receptor activity.
AAGUCAGAAGAACAUUUCUUUGUGCGCAGGAGCACCCGCCCUCCCUCUCCAACACCUCGUGUUGUCUUCGAAUCAAUCGGCUCCUCUCUUGCACUUUUCAUGGCGCAACAAACAAAGGAGAACUCAAAAUUUUGUCAUUUACAGUUGGUCGGAGAUGUUUGUUCAAAGCCCCAUUAGAUGGAGUCAGAUGAUGUCGCACGUGUUCUACAGGAGAGUUGUGCAUCAACAAGCAUGUUACGUGUCCAAAACACUUUGUUCUACUUCAUCUCGCAAAUCCACCUGAAGGGAAUCAAUGAAAAGAAGGAAGUCGAGGCUAAAUUAGCCGCAUUGAUGCUUUUCUUUUGAGUGCCAUUGUUUCCCCCGGGGCAGGCCAGAACUCGUCUGAUGCGUCACGUGACACGAUCAACAUUCCACAGAUGUGUCGAGUCGACCUAUAAAAGGGCCGCUCGUCGUCAUCCUCCACACAUCUGCAACAUCAAGCAUCACGACUGCAAAGAUGGCAUUUGCUCUUCACUCGUUGCUCUUCCUUUGCGGGCUCAGCACACUGUUGACUGGAGUCUAUUCACUUGACACCGUCCCAAUUCCUUGCUGUCCAGAUGGUUGGGUUCGCUUCAGGGACCGCUGCUUCAUCUACCGAGACACCUCACUUGAAUAUUCAGACGCAGAGGAUGCUUGCAACCUUCUGAACGGGAAUCUGGCCUGCAUCCGAAAUGCUGAGGAAAAUGCCCUUGUUUUCCAGCUGAUCAGGGAUGCUAACAAUGGUUCUAUUAUAGACACCUGGAUUGGACUUAACGAUGGAAUUGAGGAGGGUAGGUUUGUCUGCGUUGAUGGCAUCAAUUCCAAGUUCCUCAACUUCAGAGAUGGUCAGCCAGAUGACUUUGAGGACGACGAAGACUGUGCUGAGAUUGAUGAUGAUGGACUCUGGAAUGAUGAUAUGUGUACAGAUGACCAGCCUUUCAUUUGCGCCAUUAAUCUUCACUAAAGAAUCAGCAUGACUUGUGUCACAUCUGGAACUCCCUGGAGCAUCUUUUCCUCCAUCCUUUGAUGCAUUCUGUUUGCCAAGAUAAAUUUUAGAUGGUGUCUUUCACUGGAUCUACUUCAAAGUAUUUUCUUCUUUUUCUCCCCUAAAUUUGGUAUCUCUACAAUAAAUGAAGGAAUAUGUCUCUGCAUCAAA